GAACCAAUACCCGCACUUCAAGUUUGCUUUGCCUUUAUAAGGGUAGGAAACCUCUAAGAGAGAUCCAGUCGAUUACAAUCGCAGCAUCCGAAGAGAAUACUAUACUAGCUAUGAGUUCCGGAAAACCUCUUCUCGGCCUAUGGCUAUACCGCAGCGAGGAGGAUUGGUCCUAUAAGGAAGAUGUUCCGGUUCCACCUGCGCCCAAGACCGAGGAUCAAAAACCGGUAGUGCAGAUUGAAAAGAAUACAAUAAUUUUCACGCUGAAGAAUCAGAUCGGCGGUUUGGUAAGAGCCCUGCAGGCAUUUCAGGAUUUGGGUAUUAAUAUAGCGCAUAUUGAAUCCCGUUCGAAUUUAUCUGAGGAAAAUCAGGUGGAUUUCAUGGUUGAUAUCGAGUGCGAUAAGAAGAAAAUAGAGCAGUUGGGUCGAUUAUUGCGUAGAGAAGUGCAGACAAUGGUCAUUGGUACAUAUGGAAGUGACGAGAAGGAUAUUCCUCCUCCGACACCUUUAUCCGCAGCUGCAAGUUUUGAUUUUGAUGAAAUGCCGUGGUUUCCAAAGAAAAUAAACGAUUUAGAUUUUGCUCAAAACGUUUUGAUGUACGGAAGUGAACUGGACGCUGACCAUCCAGGAUUCAAGGAUCCCGUUUAUAGAAAGAGACGCGAGCAUUUCGCCAGGAUUGCAAACAAUUACAAACAGGGGCAGCCAAUACCGAAGGUCCAAUACACUGACGAAGAAACGAAAACCUGGGGAACUGUAUUUCGUGAACUUCACAAGCUGUAUUUAAAACACGCAUGUAAGGAGUACUUGGAGAAUUGGCCGCAGCUUGUCAAGUAUUGCGCGUACCGGGAAGACAAUAUUCCUCAAUUACAAGAUUUAAAUAUGUUUCUUAAACGAAAGACCGGUUUCCAAAUAAGACCAGUAGCUGGAUACCUCAGUCCAAGAGAUUUUCUUUCAGGUCUUGCCUUCAGACUGUUUCAUUGCACACAAUACAUCAGACAUUCUUCAGAUCCGUUCUACACUCCUGAACCCGAUUGUUGUCAUGAGCUUCUUGGCCAUAUGCCUUUACUUGCAAAUCCUAGCUUCGCGCAAUUCUCCCAAGAGUUAGGUUUAGCAUCACUGGGUGCCUCUGACGAAGACGUCGAUAAGUUGGCAACUCUUUACUUUUUCACGGUCGAAUUUGGAUUGUGCAAGCAAGAUGGCGAACUUAGAGUUUAUGGUGCUGGACUAUUAAGUUCAGUUGCAGAACUGAAGCACGCUCUAGAAUGCACUGACAAAAUUAAACGAUUCGAUCCGGAACUUACCUGCAAACAAGAAUGCAUAAUCACUGCGUACCAAUUAGCCUAUUGGUACACAGACUCCUUUGAAGAAGCGAAAGAAAAAAUGAGGGACUUUGCAGAGAACAUUCAAAGGCCCUUUGGCAUAAGAUAUAAUCCUUAUACGCAGAGCGUUGAAGUGUUAAGCAACGCUCAAAAGAUUACCGCCCUUGUGUCAGAGCUACGAGGCGACCUUUGCAUUGUUAACAGCGCUUUGAAAAAGAUAUCAGCAAGAGAUUCCACGUUGGACGUGGAAGGAAUCGCUAAAUUGUUACAAACUGGUCUACACACUGGUAAAAAAGAAUAAGUCUACAAUA
Nicrophorus vespilloides is the source of this 1626-nucleotide messenger RNA. RefSeq names its product tryptophan 5-hydroxylase 1. Lineage: Eukaryota; Metazoa; Arthropoda; Insecta; Coleoptera; Silphidae. Bases 111 to 1616 code for a protein of 501 amino acids. Gene Ontology annotation, cellular component: neuron projection. The record is from RefSeq and is a predicted model, not a curated record. Gene Ontology annotation, molecular function: tryptophan 5-monooxygenase activity; iron ion binding. Gene Ontology annotation, biological process: aromatic amino acid metabolic process; serotonin biosynthetic process. The transcript has 8 exons.